GUAGAAAGGACUUGUUUAGCCAGAUUGUACUUGCAUUACUUAUAUAACCAUGCACACGCUCAAAGCCACCGCUUCGUCGUCACUCUCACUCGCGGAGGGCCACUAUAUCUAUUCCAUUGCCGCAUCAGCUCCGGGGUCGUUCGCCGUAAUCUCGUCGGACGACUCGCUGCGGAUUUUCAAUGCGGACGGACUCAGCCAUUCGUCCAUAGUCACUUCAAGUGCCCACGAGGGGGUCACCUCGCUAAGAACUUACGAUGCCGGUCAGCAGCUUCUGGGUACCGCAGGCAGAGAUGGAAAGGUAAAAAUCUGGGAUUUGCGGGGCGGAAAGAAGCCCGUCGUAGAGAUGCAAACAUCAAAUCAGGCUCCCGUGCUAUCCAUAGCAUGUUCCCCUGGAACUAAUGAAAUUGCUGCUGGAACCGAGCUUGUUUCCUACCAAGCCGUGGUUGCAUUCUGGGACAUCAGAUCAGCGGGUCAACCACGAUUACAAUACGUGGAGAGUCACAACGACGAUGUGACCGAACUUCAAUAUCACCCAACCCGCAGCCACAUCGCGCUCUCCGGCAGUACGGACGGGCUGGUGAACAUCUACGACACCAAUAUCACCGACGAAGAUGAUGCGCUGGUUCAAGUCAUCAACCACGGUUCCGUGCAUCAUGCCGGCUUUUUGGACGAGAAGACCGUCUAUGCCCUCAGUCAUGACGAGGACUUUGCGAUCCACCCGACAACAGACCCGGAUGACCAGACCCAAGGAGCUGAACCUAUUCAGUUUAAUGAUCUCAGACAACCACUCAACUGUGAAUACGUUGUGCAACUGUGCCAAAACAGCCAGGGCCAGUACAUUGCCGCGGGCAACAAGCUUGAGCAACGAUUGGAUCUGGUCCCACUUGUGUCCUCUCCAUCGUGGCAGUUUGAUCAGAACAACUCGUGGCGUCUGCCGGGCGCUCAUGGAGAAGAGGUUAUUCGGUCGGUCUACGUGGAUGAGCAGUCUCAAUGCGUGCUCACUUGCGGCGAGGACGGAUGUGUUCGGGUCUGGAAGCCCGAGGGUGACGAGUCGGCGCCGCAGGCAGACAGUUCGGCCAAAGGGUCGCGCCAGAAGGAGAAACGAUCCAAGAACAAAGAUAGAUUCAAGCCUUACUAGAUAUACGAACGAAAUGCGCACAAUACGAUACUCCAAUCGCGUCAACUUGAUGGCAUAGCCGCUUCAUUAACAUUUCACCAGGGACUUCCAGGUAUUAAAACAAGUCAUAUUCUC
Messenger RNA from Aspergillus homomorphus CBS 101889, 1252 nucleotides. Its product is annotated as WD repeat protein. The transcript is spliced from 6 exons. The record is from RefSeq and is a predicted model, not a curated record. Gene Ontology annotation, molecular function: protein binding. Lineage: Eukaryota; Fungi; Ascomycota; Eurotiomycetes; Eurotiales; Aspergillaceae. The coding region runs from base 50 to 1138 and encodes 362 amino acids.